Molecule: messenger RNA, 734 nt
Organism: Hypoxylon trugodes
Lineage: Eukaryota; Fungi; Ascomycota; Sordariomycetes; Xylariales; Hypoxylaceae
Exons: 3
Coding region: 118-390 (90 amino acids)
Source: RefSeq, a predicted model, not a curated record
GGGCAGUUCUUAAAAUACUAACAAGGACUACUCACGCGUUUGUCGAGUAAGAUUGCUUCAUCUUAGCUUUUUAUCUCCUAGGCUAUCUCAACACCAUACAACACCUUUAUUAACAUCAUGAAGCUCUCGCUUGCAUUUUCGCUAUGGCUUGUUGCGGUUCUCGGUCAACAAUUUCCUGAAUGUACCCGCGAUGUUGCGGCGACUGAUGAUUGCGCCGAUGUGAUUGACGCCAAUGCGUGUUACAACCAGUUCAGAUUCCAAAACAACCAGACCCUCUCAUGCAUUAAUGGAAAAGACAACAAUGAAAGGGCCCUGAAGGCAUGCAAGUGUUGUAGCUGCGUUGGGAAGGUAAUGUGCGAUUGGGUUACCAAACAACGAUUCCAAUGCUAGGAUAUAUAUGAACCUCAAUAAAAGUCAAGAUGAAUAGGGGCUGAGGAUGCGAGGCGAGGAGUGUUGAAAAGGGGUUUGAUUAUGUAAUUAUAUCGAGGAGAAUGCUGACGUAAUUUGGAAGUACAAAUCUAGCCCUACCCCUAACCCCAACCCCUUUUCUGAGAGUGAGACAUUGAAUGACCUCGUUUGCUUAGGGUUAGAAUAAAUAAUUCAAUUUUUUGGGAAAACCUGUGGUACGGUACCUACCCUAAGGUUAUACUCAAGUUACCAAUUAUAUUUUAUUAGGUGUUUAUUCGCACAGAGCGAUGUUCACUAAAGAGGACGUUCGUCUUGUGUUCUAUCUU